Messenger RNA from Trichosporon asahii var. asahii CBS 2479, 972 nucleotides. RefSeq lists its product as uncharacterized. Gene Ontology annotation, biological process: single strand break repair; double-strand break repair. Gene Ontology annotation, molecular function: single-stranded DNA binding; double-stranded RNA binding; mismatched DNA binding. The transcript is spliced from 5 exons. Gene Ontology annotation, cellular component: nucleus. Bases 1 to 972 code for a protein of 323 amino acids. The record is from RefSeq and is a predicted model, not a curated record. Lineage: Eukaryota; Fungi; Basidiomycota; Tremellomycetes; Trichosporonales; Trichosporonaceae.
AUGAACCUGUUCGCUCUCCGAGACUUUGCGAAGGCGAAGAACCCAACGGCGUCGCUUCCCCCGAGCGUGCUGCUCCUGGAGACGCCGAAAUGUAUUGCAGUGUUCGACGCCUAUCCCAAGGCGAUGUACCACUUCCUCGUCCUGCCCAAGAUCCCUUUCGUCGUCACGGAGACAAAACAGCUCAAGGAAGCUGAUCUCGACAACUUGAGCGUACUGCUUCAGGACCCGGACCACGAGGAGGUUCUUGCAGCUCUGAGGGAGGCUGCUGCAGAGGUCGUGGACAUGGUGCGCGAUGAGAUGGUCAAGACGCAUGGCUUGGAGUGGCACGUGAAUACCGGCUUCCACUCCGUCCCAUCUAUGAGGCACUUGCAUUUGCAUGUGAUUUCCGAUGACCUGGUGUCCCCGAGCCUGAAGACGAAGAAGCACUACAACAGCUUCAACCCAAAGCUGGGAUUCUUUGUGCCUCUCGAUGAGACUGAUGACAAGCUCGUGAUUGUGAAGCGUGACAAGGAGGCCCUCUUGAAAUCUCCACUCGUCUGCCUACACUGCGACAAGGAGUUUGGAAACAUGCCCCAGCUUAAAGCCCAUCUCGCGGAAGAGUUCAAGCAGAAGCAAGCACGCCAGAUCAAGCGCAAUGAUGCAUUGGGUGUGCGCAUGAAGGAGGCCCCUCGUUUUGCUAAGCUUACUCGGCUCCUCCGUGCCGCGCACAUCCGCGAUAAGGUCAGGUUGGGCAAGCGCCAUGUCCGGUCGACCGGAUUAGUCAAAGGGCAUCAGGACAGUCGGGUUAGUGGCGUAUUCAGCGAAGUCUAUCUGCACCCUUAUCUUCUCAUGAGUUGUGACACCUCCGACAUCGAGCUCGGGAUCAAUGACCGUGCCGCCGUUGUGCCCACCUCGCAUAUUCCUACCUCCCCCGAUGGUCCCAUGAGGGAGUAUGCAGUGAAAGGCUCAUCAGCCGUUGGCCAGGCCUGCUGA